Messenger RNA from Brassica oleracea var. oleracea, 712 nucleotides. RefSeq lists its product as uncharacterized. Lineage: Eukaryota; Viridiplantae; Streptophyta; Magnoliopsida; Brassicales; Brassicaceae. The transcript is spliced from 6 exons. The record is from RefSeq and is a predicted model, not a curated record. The coding region runs from base 1 to 573 and encodes 190 amino acids.
AUGGAGAGGCAACAGCAAAGGAAGGAGGAAGCAUGGGUGAUAUGGAAUAUCAGCAUGUGCCCGAUUCCGGAUGGUGUUGAUCCUAGUGUGAUGGGUACGACAAUACAAAAGGCGUUGGAAAGUGCAGGCCACGUCCGCCGCUAUGAUCAGAUCUCCAUCACCGCCUUUGGCAACAACCUGAUAAAAAAAGAAAGACGUCACGAGGAAGCUCUAUUCUACUGGAAAAAUCUCUCUUAUGCAUGGCACCAAUUUACCCACCCAUCUCAAAAAGGACAUGCAUAUUCUGAGUGGAACCACUCUUGUGAUGAUAGUGUGGACUGGCUGAACCUUGCUAACUUGCACCUUGGUCGAUCACAGGAGUGGGACCUUAGGGCGGCUCGAGAUUUCUUUAUCCGUUUAUCGUUCAAGUACGGGGAGAACCCCGACCCUGUUGAUCUGAAAAAUCAGAAUAAGGAGUUGGACAUUCUGGCGGCUCGAAAUUUGCUUACCCAUAUAAGGGAAAAGUACGGCCUCAAACUCGACCACCUUUUGACCUACUGUUUUGAAGACAUAUCUGAUGAAGAAGAAGGAUAAGCUUGGCGAAGAAGCGGCGAGGAGGGUGUUGCAGUUUUCAUAUGGUUUAUUUACUGGUUUUAUGUAAUUAAUCAAACUUACUUACUACUUUGUUAUCUUUUGGGGGUGGGGCUAACGUGUGUUUUUUUUUCAAAUUUUC